GUCGCCUUUGUUGGCGGCUUUUGCACUAAUCUCACUUGCGCCAUAUGUUUCGAGUGACCAAAAUCUGCCUUCUUACCUGAACUCGGUGCUUCUGAGUCAAGGUGGAGUCAGAGGAAUCCCUCAACAUGGCGGCAAGAAGGUGGGCAUGAUGAUGAUGGGUGGAAUGCCAUAUCAGUUCUCCUAUGGUGUGAACGACGAGUCCGAAUUGAACAUUCAUUCGAGAACGGAGAGCUCGGAUGGGACGGAUACCAUCGGCGAAUACCGAGUUCUUUUGCCCAAUGGUCAAACCCAAAUCGUCCAGUACACAUCCAAUGCUGAAACGGGAUUUCUGGUGGAGAUCAAGUACGAAAAUGAUACCGAUGUGGUCACGAAUUUAGCCCAAGUUCGUCCACAAUUGUCUGCCCAGAAUUCUCAAACCAGGCCCAACUCCUAUCGGAAUCCAAAUCAAAAUAGCAACAUCAACAAGAUUAACAAUGGCGGCGGGUUUCGGCCUGAUCUGAGUGGCUAUGGAUCAGCCGAUGUUUCGCCCCCACGAAACUCUUUCCAACCCCAAAGUGGAUAUGGUGCUCAAAGUGGGAACCAAGAAGGAUCAAAAUAUGCUCCACAACAACCAGCGUUGCCGAGUUAUGUCUCUCAGAAGGCUAAUCUUAGGCCUGACCCUUUUCAACGAUACCAGCCGCAACAACCCAGCCAAGACAUCAACAGCUAUAACAGACAAGCGAGUCCCAACGGAGGUCAAGGCAAUGGCGGUAAUAAUCCAAAUUAUCCCCCCGGAGCAUCCAAUCAACAGCCUCCAAGACGAGGUCGACCAGAGUCUGCCCUUCGACCUUCACAACAACCUCAAAGGCCUACACCAUUCAGUUAUUUCUCGGGCCAAGAACCAAGCCGAGGGUCUGCCCAAGUUCAGCGCCGACCUCCAACGAGUUAUGGACUACCUCAAGCUAAUCCCAUUGGCCAAGACAAAGAACCAGGCAAUGAACCGCCAACGAGUUAUGGGACCCCACAAGACAAUAAAGCUGAGGGGGCUAGGGAACCGCCAAGAAGUUAUGGUGUUCCCAAAGCCAAUCCUGUUCAAAAUGAGAACGAAAACCAGGCUUGGAACCCAUUUCAAGGGAGGCCAAAACCAUCAUCAAACAUUCAAAAGCCAGAGACCAGUUAUGGACUACCUCAAGCGGAUCCGUUGAGUAAUGGCUAUAGCGAUGCUACCGAUGAGUUACCAACCCAACAGAGCUAUAAACGACCUCAACCAAACCCUCAGAAUGUUCAAGCUCCUCCGACAACCUAUGGAAUUCCGCAAGCGGAACCCCAAGGGUACUCCGAGCAACCUCCUCAAAAUUACGGUGCAACGGCACGACCAGCUUCAGGUUCAAAUAACUUGAAGAGUGCAAAUCAAGACGAUGCUCGACGACAACGACCUAAAUUCGGACAAAAACAGGAUCCGAUGGCUGAAAAUGCACAAGCUCCUCCAACUGAAUAUGGUUUACCUCAGGCUGAUCCUAUUCAGCCCAUCUUUCCUGCUCUAACCAGUUAUGGAUUGCCACAAGCUGAUCCAGUUGGUGGCAACCCUUUUGGAAGUGAUACAGAAGACUCUAAUCAAGGUAUAGGAGGAAAUGAGGCCAAUGUGUUUGGCCGUGGGCAAAAAAAUCUUGGUGAAAGGCCUAAAUUUGGUCAAAAUGCUCAAUCUCCUCCAACGAGCUAUGGGUUACCCCAAGGCCCUGUCCGAGGCUCAAUUGCUCAAAACCCUUCAAACUAUGGAAUAUCUCAAACCUCAGCGACCAGUGAGGCUCCAGGACGUUAUGAAAGACCCCAAGUCUCGUCUAAGCCUUCAGCCGAGCAGCCUCCAACUGAUUAUGGUGUUUCUCAAUCAGAACCCCAAGGAAGUGUGCAACAACCCCCAACAGAUUAUGGUGUUCCACAAGCAGCUCCCCAAGGAAGUGUGCAACAACCCCCAACAGAUUAUGGUGUUCCACAAGCAGCUCCCCAAGGAAGUGUGCAACAACCCUCAACAGAUUAUGGUGUUCCACAAGCACCUCCCCAAGGAAGUGUGCAACAACCCCCAACAGAUUAUGGUGUUCCAAAAGCACCUCCCCAAGGAAGUGUACAACAACCCCCAACAGAUUAUGGCAUCUCACAAGGAGCUGUCCAAGGAAGUGUGCAACAACCCCCAACAGAUUAUGGCGUGCCGCAAGCUCCUCCCCAAGGAAGUGUGCGACAACCCCAAACUGACUAUGGUGUUUCUCAAUCAGAACCCCAGGGAAGUCCUAAGCAACCCCCAACAGAUUAUGGUGUUCCGCAAGCACCUCCCCAAGGAAGUGUGCAACAACCCCAAACUGAGUAUGGCAUCUCACAAGAAGUUCCCCAAGGAAAUGUGCAACAACCCCCAACUGAAUAUGGUGUUCCGCAAGCACCUCCCAAAGGAAGUGUGCAACAACCCCAAACUGAAUAUGGCAUCUCACAAGGAGCUCCUGAAGGAAAUUUGCAAGAACCUCCCACAGACUAUGGCGUGCCUCAAGCAGACCCACAAGGCAUUGCUCAGCAACCUCCAACGGACUACGGUCUUCCCCAAGCAGCCCCAGAAGGAACCAUUGCGGAACCCCCAACCGAGUAUGGUCUUCCUCAAGCGCCACCAAAAGGUGCUAUUCAGGUUCCAUCCACAGACUAUGGGCUUCCCCAAGCUCCACCGUUAGGUGCUAAAAAUGAGGGUGGAUUUGACUUUGGCGACACUGAAGAUUAUACGCUUAGCUCUGAAAAUGAGUUUGCCAAUUCAGGACCAGUUGAUAAUCCCUAUUUCAGCCCAAAAUCGGCCCCAGUUCGAAAUCAGUCAGGACCUAAAGACAACCGGAUCAACCAAUUGAUCAACCAAGAAUCCCAAAACCCUUUCAGACCACUCUCUGGCAAGCCGGCAUCUCCUCAACAACAACCUCAGCAACUCCAACCGGCUACUUAUUUGCAGAAUCAAAAUGUCCGCAAUCAAAUCCCUGGCCGCCAAUCUAGACCUCAGCGGCCCCAACAGGCUCCCCAGGCUUUGAGACAAGGGCCUCUGGGUUCCAUUCGCCCUCGACAACCCCGAAAGCCGUUUAAGUUUGCCACUCCAUCACCGAGAAUUAUCCGUGGUCGUAACAGUGCGGGUUUCCAAAUCUUUGCUCCAUUCAGAAGGAAGCGUCACUUUGGAUUUAGAAACCAUCCGUAAUUGAUAGAGCAACAAUAUUCAACACACUCAUAGUACGUAUUUAUUUAGCCAUUUAUUUUGCUGGUCAAUUUCGAAAUACAGAGCU
Messenger RNA from Tigriopus californicus, 3275 nucleotides. RefSeq lists its product as uncharacterized. The record is from RefSeq and is a predicted model, not a curated record. Lineage: Eukaryota; Metazoa; Arthropoda; Copepoda; Harpacticoida; Harpacticidae. Gene Ontology annotation, cellular component: extracellular matrix. The transcript is spliced from 2 exons. Bases 146 to 3190 code for a protein of 1014 amino acids.